CACGCAGGCUGUGGCUGCCGCCCAGCAUGAACUGCUCUUAUGCAGCGUUAUCUGGACGUAUCUGCUUGACUAGUUGUCGACUGCUCUCUUGCAGGUCAGGAUCCAGCCAGUUCGUUCGGUGAUAGAGACGAGACCACCCCUGUAUCAACAAGCAACUUCGGUUCAAUAUUGAAGCUGUCCUCGGUUCCUUGUACCGCAAGAUGGCAGAAGAGCGAGCUUUGGUUCGGGCGGGUCACUCAGGUCCGCAGACGACUGAACCACAGCGGCCGACAAAACGCAUAGACAGAGUCGAAACCGCAUUCGUUCAAUCCCUCGAAGACCCCUCUCAUCCAAGACAUUGUGCCUCGUUUUACGAAACAUGUCUUCUCGAUAUGCUGGACGAGGUGCACACCGGCAAACUUGAAAUAUCGAGGUCAAAAUUCCCGGGGAGGUUCCCGGACGCUUUCGACACCAUGAUGAGGUUCCUCUCGUACCCCCGAUCCUCUGCCGAACUGCAUGCCGUCGCAGAAUCGCUCAAGACUUGUCAUUGUGACCUUUCGCAGCCGUUCGUCAAAACACUGCACAAAUCGAGCUCGCAGACGGCCUCACGACCCGGAGUCAAGGACUGCUGGCACCUCAUGUGCGACUUCAUCGGAUCGGCAGUCGAGCACUUCAUCGGGACGGACCAUAGCGUUCGCUCCAAGCUGAAAAAAUCGCAACGACGUCUCACCUGGCCCGCUAGCACGGAUGACGUGGCACCCUAUGGCCUCGAAGCCACCAUCAAUGCCCUCGCCAAUCUGGUAGAGCUGCGGAUAUCGUCGGUCCUGACCAUACUGCGUUCCAUAGUCGCCGUCUUCGGGCGGACGGCCGCGCUGCAGAUCCUGCUCAAGCACGAAACACUACCUUCGUCCCUAUAUGCUCUUCUUGUUUAUUACGCAGACGCAGCAUGGCAGCAUGACCCCCGAAAGCUGCGUAACCUGGACAAGCCGUACAGUACCAUCUUCGCCCUCGACCUCACCUCCCAAUACUUCAUGGACCUAAUAUCCUCCCCACCGCUUGACCUGAUUACCUUCCUUCUCCGCGCCGAUCAACCGAGUGACGCAUUCGUCACUCAAUGGUCGCGCAUCCUCGACUGGGCCACCGCCACGCGCGACAGCCUCCCGCCCGGCUUCGUCCGACGCUUCAACACGCCGCACAAGCCAAACUCAUACACCUACCUCCUCGACAUCCUCGACCGCGCACCCGUCAUCGGGGGCGUGCUCCACCUUCGGCAGUCCACGUCCGCGAUGCCCGGGCCCACGAUAUCCCCAGCAAUCGCCCGGGUCGCGGAGAACUCGUACAUGCCAAUCGUCGCGUCCCUCGACGGCGCGACGCGUCAGUACGGGCAGAACGCGCGUUGCUUUGCGCGCGGGUGCCCGUGGACGGAGGCGGUCGCGAUGCGCCGCUUCUCCGUCUGCGGCGGGUGCGAGCACAUGAAGUACUGCUCGCCUGAAUGCCAGCGCGCGGCGUGGGCCGACGCCGUCGCGCCGCACAAGCCGAUCUGUAGACUUCUCGCGCUCCUCCGCGAGCGCGGGUUGGAGUGCCUCGUCUGGGCGCACGGCGCGGGAAGGAGCCCUGCGCUUCAAGGCGUGAACAUGCCGGCGGUGAUGGAGACGCUCGUGAACCACCUCGCGAUCCUGGAAUCGCCAGAGGAGGCGCGCAUGCCCGCGCGGCCUACGCGACUCGGCUUUCAUGCGAUACCGCCGGAGCCGGAAGAAUUCCUGCGCCUCGUAUGAGCAAAUGUUGUCUACUACCCUCUUCAGGGCAGAAUGCCGGUCGUAUCUUUCGAGGCAUAACCUGUAUUCACCACAUGGUCAGAUGCCAUGUCGUAUCCGUGUUUCUUGUUGUGUGAUGAAUCCGUGUACUGUAUUGCUACCGCUACCGAUCUCUUUCCGGCUGUAUCCGUUCCCUCAUAUGUAUGCCUACGACGAUUAUCAGUCCCGAAUAGAUCUGCCUACACUCG
Messenger RNA from Punctularia strigosozonata HHB-11173 SS5, 1981 nucleotides. RefSeq lists its product as uncharacterized. The transcript is spliced from 3 exons. NCBI's taxonomy places the organism in Eukaryota, Fungi, Basidiomycota, Agaricomycetes, Corticiales, Punctulariaceae. The record is from RefSeq and is a predicted model, not a curated record. Bases 201 to 1754 code for a protein of 517 amino acids.